AUGGAGGGGGUUACUCCUCCAUUUUCCGAACAGGAGAAGCGCAUUCUUCUGGCCGAAGCUAUCAAGCAAAGCUCGAUUCCGGCCGAGAGGCUGCUGGCCUUUCUAAAUGAUGGUAAUGUGCAGCCAGCCUGGAAUCAUAUGAUCCUCCCAUAUGGCCGCACCCUACAAUCGUGUAUCGACGCGUAUGAAGCUCUCCGAAAUGGCCUCGCCGGUCGCCAUUCUCCCUACCCAAUCCUAGCACUUCCCAGUACUUCGAACAAGCGGAAAUCUGCGCCGGAAUCCCUCGAACACAUCUUAACUGCCCCUUCGCCGAAGCGGCGCCAGUCAGGCGUCGAGACUUUAUCAUCCGCGCGCGAUAUACGUCCCAAACCACCCUCGUCGAAUGGCUCCCCGCUUCCCUUGACCUCACUCGUGGGGCCUCCUGCACCACAACCAAAGAAACGAGGCCGCCCUUCUAAAGCAGAUGUAGAGUUACGGCAACAGGAAGCCAUUGCUAGAGGUGAGGUUUUACCUCCGUCGAAAAUUUUGACGCCAAAAGCACCAAAACAAGUAGUAGGACAACAGUCAAGUACCGCAGGGUUUACAGUCAUUGCGCCUAUGACCACGGCUGGCCCUCCAACAGAUCCUAGUGCGGCAGGGCAAUAUCAAGGCGAAACUAUCAUGGGAGACUCAGGGAAGAAGAAACGAGCUCCUAGGCAAUCUAAAGGCCUUAAAAAUCCCGGUGAAGCUACUUUCGCGGCUGUAAACCCACAGCCUAGCCAGACACCGCAGGUUAAGGAGCCCGAUCUUGAGAGCGCCCAGCUCCCAGCUCCGCGUCUUCCCAGCGAGCCCUCCCAGCCAGUUCCGCCGAAAGAGGAAGAAGAGAAGGCCCCUGCUCAGCCAGUUAAGACGGAGACUGCACCGGAAGUGGAGGAACCUGCAGAGGCACCACCACCAACCAAAACAUAG
This is a messenger RNA of Venustampulla echinocandica, 948 nucleotides long. RefSeq lists its product as uncharacterized. The record is from RefSeq and is a predicted model, not a curated record. The transcript is spliced from 4 exons. The coding region runs from base 1 to 948 and encodes 315 amino acids. Lineage: Eukaryota; Fungi; Ascomycota; Leotiomycetes; Helotiales; Pleuroascaceae.